CUCCCUCCGGUUCAAUGUGACGCAGUGCCAGUGAACCAUUUUUUUUGGACCGGGGGCCGGAAUGGCCGGGUGAUACAAGAUAAUCUACUGUACACCCAUGCUGAGAAGAAUCAUUGGUAUUGGCUUCUUUCCCCUGGAAAGACGCAAUCUCCUGCAGAAUUCUGUUUAUGACGGCCUGCCUGACAAAAUCAUUUGUCCAUACCAAAGCGAUCAUCAAGAAUGUCACGCAAUUCCCAGACCCGGUGGAGGUUCUGCCUUGCAGACGGCACUGUUGAGACUGGUGACAUGGUCCUCAGUUGUGACGGGGUCCACAGCUUGAUGCGGAGCUUCAUGUGGGAUCAGCAGGCAUCGACAGUACCUCCGAGGCCUUCAGCAUGUACUUUAAGAACUACACCUGUGAUCCAUUUCAAUCCCAGGCCUCAGCCUUGUGAACUGGGCAACCUCGCCAGCUACUUGAUCGAUGUGAGGUCAGCCGGAGGACGUCACGGGAGGGAUCAUGUUUUCGAGGGAGCAAAACAUCCGGCUGGUCAUCAAAAAUACUGGCCAUGAUUACGCGGGCAUGUCGACGGGAAAAAGGUGGACUGUCCCUGUGGACACGUAACCU
Molecule: messenger RNA, 604 nt
Organism: Aspergillus novofumigatus IBT 16806
Lineage: Eukaryota; Fungi; Ascomycota; Eurotiomycetes; Eurotiales; Aspergillaceae
Exons: 2
Coding region: 220-549 (109 amino acids)
Source: RefSeq, a predicted model, not a curated record